Molecule: messenger RNA, 2232 nt
Organism: Stegastes partitus (bicolor damselfish)
Lineage: Eukaryota; Metazoa; Chordata; Actinopteri; Pomacentridae
Product: SKI family transcriptional corepressor 1 homolog-B-like
Exons: 7
Coding region: 1-2232 (743 amino acids)
Biological process (GO): negative regulation of BMP signaling pathway; negative regulation of transcription by RNA polymerase II
Cellular component (GO): transcription regulator complex; cytoplasm; nucleus
Molecular function (GO): SMAD binding; RNA polymerase II cis-regulatory region sequence-specific DNA binding; DNA-binding transcription factor activity, RNA polymerase II-specific
Source: RefSeq, a predicted model, not a curated record
AUGGACUCCAUACCUGCGGGCCGAGACUCCAGCACCUCGCCAAGCUCCAAACAAGAACUUUCCUACCCGACCACCAACUUAAAGCCCAACCAGGUCGGGGAGACGGUGCUGUACGGAAUACCCAUCGUGUCUUUGGUGAUAGAUGGCCAAGAGAGACUUUGCCUUGCACAAAUAUCUAACACCUUGUUGAAGAAUUACAGCUAUAACGAGAUCCACAACCGGCGUGUGGCGCUGGGGAUCACCUGCGUCCAGUGCACUCCUGUCCAGCUGGAGAUCCUGCGCCGAGCCGGUGCCAUGCCCAUUUCCUCCAGGCGCUGCGGGAUGAUCACUAAACGCGAGGCCGAGAGACUUUGUAAGUCGUUUCUGGGAGCUCAUUCGCCUCCUAAACUUCCAGAGAAUUUUGCUUUUGACGUGUCCCACGAGUGCGCCUGGGGGAGUCGAGGCAGCUUCAUCCCGGCCAGAUACAACAGCUCCAGGGCCAAGUGCAUCAAGUGCUCCUACUGCAACAUGUAUUUUUCUCCCAAUAAAUUCAUAUUUCACUCGCAUCGCACGCCGGAGUCCAAAUACACGCAGCCAGAUGCAGCUAAUUUUAAUUCUUGGAGGCGACAUCUGAAAUUAACAGAUAAAGGCAGUCAGACAGACGUGCUACACGCGUGGGAAGAUGUGAAGGCCAUGUUCAACGGAGGCAGUCGCAAGAGGACGCUGCCCGGCAGCGGGUCAGGCUCCAGCUCUCCGUUAAAACCACAAGGGCCCAACCGAUCCCGAGAGUCGCCCGAGAUACCCGCAAAAAUCCUCAGCUGCGAGGACAACCGGAGCGGGAUGGCGAGCACCCGCAGCUACCCGGUGAUCCCGGUGCCCAGUAAAGGCUUUGGGAUGCUGCAAAAGAUCCCACCGCCGCUCUUCCCUCAUCCGUACGGGUUCCCAGCUUUCGGCCUGUGCCAGAAGAAAGAAGACGGCAUGAUGGGCGAGCAGAGCAAAGCCGCCCUGCCGGGUGUCCUGUGGCCUGCUACCAAGGACAGCGCCUAUCACUCCUUCCCCAUGUUCUGGCCCGCGGCUGGCGCGCUGCCGAUGCCUCCGUACCCGCAGACUCCACACAAACCCCCUCCAGAGCUGCUGUGCCCCCCCAGACAGACUGACAUGGACAUUUCCGAGCACAGUGACCGCAGCACCAACACCUCUAAAGACAGCGUGGUUGACAACGACCGCUGCUCCAGCACCCAGUCCAUGCGUAACGACGACGACAAAUCUGGAGACGAGGGGAGGCCGCUGGAGGGGAUGACCCUUCCGCCCCGGAAGAUCAGCUACGUCUCCGCGUUCAGACCCGUCAUUAAAGACGCAGACUGCAUCGCCAAACUGUACGGCAACAGGAGCGCGUAUAACGGGUGUCGCACUGGUUAUUUAUCGCCCGAUUUUUUAAGCGAGAGCUCGAGCUACCGGUCCAUGUCCCCGUGCGUGGACAGCGAGGGCGAGCCGGACGUGGACGUGGAGACGAACAAAACGCCGGAGGAGGAGGAGGAGGACUCCCGGCCUCUGUCCUCGGUGUGUCCUCGGACUCCUCCCGGUUUGGCGCACAGUGUUUCUCCAAACGACUCGGACUCCAAAGGCAUGCAGGAGAGCGGAGCGGUGGAUUCCCAGAAAAUGAGCCUCCACGUGGCCCAGUCGUCUGACAGAGAACUGCAGAACAAGCAGUUAUCAGAGACCCACAUAGCUGCGUCUUUUACUGAAGUUUACACAGCGGAGAGGAGUGAGCUGCAACAAAGGAGCAGUCCGUAUCAGUUCAGACCUGCCAAUUACCUGACUGGAGCUCUAACAACAAAUGAUGAGAGUGCAAGUAAAGAAGAGCCGUCUUCCACAGUGGAGGAGAUCGAAACGAAAUCUUAUAAUGAACAAAGCAGCGAGGAGAACCAGCGAGAGCAGGAUGAUGGCGAGGACGCACCAGCCAGAGUUCAGCCAACACAAAGAGACAUACAAAGUCUGGCAAAAGAGGAACUGCAGAAGCAGCUGUUAGAGCAAGUUGAGCUGAGGAAAAAGCUGGAACGUGAAUUUCAAAACUUGAAAGAUAAUUUUCAGGAUCAGAUGAAGAGGGAACUGUCCUACAGGGAGGAGAUGGUUCAGCAGCUUCACAUCGUCAGAGAAGCUCACGACGCUUUACACCAUUUCUCCUGUAAGAUGUUAACUCCUCGCCACUGCAGCGGCUCCUGCUCCUUCAAAUCUCCUCUGCUGCCUCCAUGA